Sebastes umbrosus (honeycomb rockfish) is the source of this 5653-nucleotide messenger RNA. It is a transcript of the gene med23, whose product is annotated as mediator complex subunit 23. Bases 253 to 4383 code for a protein of 1376 amino acids. The transcript has 31 exons. Gene Ontology annotation, cellular component: transcription regulator complex; mediator complex. The record is from RefSeq and is a predicted model, not a curated record. Gene Ontology annotation, biological process: regulation of transcription by RNA polymerase II; positive regulation of gene expression. Lineage: Eukaryota; Metazoa; Chordata; Actinopteri; Perciformes; Sebastidae.
UUAACAAGGACUGCAGAGAAUAGCCAGGCCAAUAAAAGGCCUGUUUUCAUGAGGAACCGGUAACGGAGGUUGUUUUUUUCCACUAAUGUGAAAGACAAAUGUCUCAUUUGCGGUGCUGCUAGCGUGUCAGUCGGUAAAAGAUGCAACGUCGAGCGCCACUUCACCAAAGUCCACUGCAACUUCUAAUGGGACUAUCCGGCUGGUAGCAGAUUGUGGAGGACUUGCAGGUUGCCAUUCAGACAGAAAACUGAGAUGAUAGAAGAGGCCUUUGCUGGGAUGUUUAUGGACACUCCAGAGGAUGAGCGGACCAAACUGAUCAGUUGUCUGGGAGCCUUCAGACAAUACUGGGGGACACUGCCACAGGAGUCUCAUGAACAGUGCGUGCAGUGGAUAGUGCGGUUUAUACACAGCCAGCACAGUCCCAAAAGGAUCUCCUUCCUUCACGACUGUUUAGCAAUGGCUGUGGAGACCAGUCUGUUACCUCCCAGGAUGGUGUGUGUAGCUCUGAUAAGCUCGGACAGUUUGGAAUGGGAGAGGACUCAGCUGUGGGCGUUGACUUUCAAACUGAUUCGCAAGAUCAUUGGAGGGGUGGACUACAAGGGCGUUCGAGACCUGUUGAAAGCUGUCCUGGAUAAAAUUCAAUCCAUUCCCAUCACGGUCAGCUCAGCUAUAGUCCAACAGCUUCUGGCCGCCAGAGAGGUGGUGGAGUACAUCCUAGACAGAAAUGCCUGCCUCCUGCCAGCCUACUUUGCCAUCGCAGAAAUCAGAAAACUGUAUCCAGAGGGACAGCUAUCACACUGGCUUCUAGGCAGUUCGAUAUCAGACUUUGAGAACAGUUUCAGACCCACAGCCAGAAUCAACUCUAUCUGUGGUCGGUGCAGCUUGUUACCAGUGGUGAAUAACAGUGGAGCCAUCUGUAACUCCUGGAAAUUAGACCCCACUACUCUCCGCUUCCCUCUGAGAGGCAUACUGCCAUUUGACAAGGACCUGUUUGAGCCGCAGACGGGCUUGCUGCGCUACGUUUUAGAACAGCCAUAUUCAAGAGAAAUGGUGUGCAACAUGUUAGGACUCAACAAGCAGACUCUGAACAUUGCCCAGCAGAAGCAGCGUUGCCCAGUGCUGGAGGAGCAGCUGGUGGACCUCGUGGUGUAUGCCAUGGAGCGCUCCGAGACCGAGGAGCACUUUGACGCCGACAUCGGAGGAACUAGCCAGCUGCUGUGGCAGCACCUCUCCUCCCAGCUCAUCUUCUUUGUGUUGUUUCAGUUUGCAAGCUUCCCUCACAUGGUGCUGUCGUUACAUCAAAAGCUUGCAUGCAGAGGUCUCAUUAAAGGUAGAGACCACCUGAUGUGGGUCUUGCUGCAGUUCAUAUCAGGAAGCAUUCAGAAGAACGCCUUAGCCGACUUCCUGCCUGUCAUGAAGCUCUUUGACCUGCUUUACCCAGAAAAAGAGUGCAUCCCAGUUCCAGACAUUAACAAGCCUCAGUCGACUCAUUCUUUUGCCAUGACCUGCAUCUGGAUCCACCUGAACCGCAAAGCCCAGAACGACAACUCCAAACUACAGAUACCCAUACCACACUCUCUGAAACUACACCAUGAGUUUCUCCAGCAGUCGCUGCGUAACAAGACUCUCUGCAUGUCCGACUACAAGAUCGCUCUGCUGUGUAACGCCUACAGCACCAACUCGGAGUGCUUCACUCUGCCGAUGGGCGUCCUGGUAGAGACCAUCUACGGAAACGGAUCUAUGAGGAUCAACCUACCCGGCACCAACUGUAUGGCGUCAGGGUCUGUCACCCCGCUGCCCAUGAACCUGCUGGAUUCACUCACAGUGCAUGCAAAGAUGAGUCUGAUCCACAGUAUCGCCACUCGGGUAAUAAAGUUGGCCCAAGCCAAAUCCAGCAACGCCCUGGCGCCCGCGCUGGUAGAAACAUACAGCAGACUGCUGGUCUACAUGGAGAUCGAGUCACUGGGCAUCAAAGGAUUCAUCAGCCAGUUGCUGCCUAACGUAUUUAAGUCUCACGCUUGGGGAAUCCUGCACACAUUACUGGAGAUGUUCAGCUACAGGAUGCACCACAUCCAGCCGCACUACCGAGUCCAGCUACUGAGUCAUCUUCACAGUCUGGCUGCUGUGCCCCAGACCAACCAGAACCAGCUGCAUCUGUGUGUUGAGAGCACAGCUCUGCGGUUGAUCACAGCUUUGGGGAGUUCAGAGGUUCAGCCCCAGUUCACCCGCUUCCUCAACGACCCAAAGACGGUUCUGUCAGCAGAGUCUGAAGAGCUGAACCGGGCCUUGAUCCUCACUCUGGCCAGAGCCACACACGUCACAGAUUUUUUCACAGGGUCCGACUCCAUCCAUGGGACUUGGUGUAAAGACAUCCUCCAGACAAUCAUGAACUUCACGCCUCAUAACUGGGCCUCACACACACUGUCCUGCUUCCCUGCUCCACUACAGGCGUUCUUCAAACAGAACAAUGUUCCUCAGGAGUCUCGAUUCAACCUGAAGAAGAACGUGGAAGAGGAGUACAGGAAGUGGAAAUCCAUGGCCAACGAGAACGACAUCAUUACUCACUUCUCCAUGCAGGGCUCACCCCCACUGUUCCUCUGUCUGCUGUGGAAGAUGCUGCUGGAGACGGACCACAUUAACCAGAUAGGCUUCAGGGUCUUGGAGCGUAUCGGGGCUCGUGCACUGGUGGCUCACGUGCGAACGUUUGCCGACUUCCUCGUCUACGAGUUCUCCACGUCGGCCGGCGGACAGCAGCUCAACAAGUGCAUCGAAAUACUCAACGACAUGGUCUGGAAAUACAACAUCGUCACCCUGGACAGACUCAUUCUGUGUCUGGCGAUGCGUAGCCACGAGGGCAACGAGGCUCAGGUUUGCUACUUUAUAAUCCAGCUGCUGCUGUUGAAGCCCAACGACUUCAGGAACCGAGUCAACGAUUUUGUCAAGGAGAACGCUCCUGAGCACUGGCUGCAGAGUGACUGGCACAACAAGCACAUGAGCUACCACAAGAAAUACCCAGAGAAGCUGUACUUUGAGGGACUUGCGGACCAAGUCAACCCUCCCAUGCAACUCCAGCCUCAGUACCUGCCCAUCUACUUUGGCAACGUGUGCCUGCGCUUCCUGCCUGUCUUUGACAUCGUCAUCCACCGCUUCCUAGAGCUUCUUCCUGUCUCCAAGUCUCUGGAAACGCUGCUGGACCAUCUGGGAGGGCUGUACAAGUUCCACGACCGCCCAGUCACCUACCUGUACAACACACUCCACUACUACGAGCGACAUCUGAGAGACCGAACCAACCUGAAGAGAAAACUGGUGCACGCCAUCAUGUCUUCACUGAAGGACAACCGUACCCCAGGAUGGUGCCUUAGUGAAACCUAUCUGAAGUUUGGCAUGAACGCCAGAGAGGACAACGUGUGGAUCCCUGACGACACCUACUACUGCAAGCUGAUCGGACGCCUGGUGGACACCAUGGCUGGCAAGUCACCCGGUCCCUUCCCCACCUGUGACUGGAGGUUCAAUGAGUUCCCCAACCCCGCCGCCCACGCCCUGCACGUCACCUGCGUGGAGCUGAUGGCUUUGGCCGUGCCGGGAAAAGACGUCGGCAACGCUCUGCUCAAUGUCGUGUUGAAGAGCCAACCCCUGGUUCCCAGAGAGAACAUCACAGCUUGGAUGAAUGCCAUUGGACUUGUGAUAACCGCACUUCCUGAGCCCUACUGGAUCGUCCUCCACGACCGCAUCGUGUCUGUGAUCGGCUCUCCGGCGCUGACCUCGGAGACAGAGUGGGCGGGUUAUCCCUUCGCCUUGCUGGACUUCACAGCCUGCCACCAGAGCUACAGCGAAAUGAACUGCAGCUACGUGCUAGCGUUAGCACACGCCGUGUGGCAUCACUCAUCCAUCGGACAGCUGUCUCUGAUUCCCAAAUUCCUGUCGGAGACGCUGAAGCCCGUCGUCCAGACAGAGUUCCAGUUACUCUACGUGUAUCACCUGGUGGGGCCGUUCCUGCAGCGCUUCCAGCAGGAGAGGACACGAUGCAUGUUGGAGAUUGGCGUGGCCUUCUACGAGAUGCUGCAGGCGGUGGACCAACAGUGCCAGCAUCUCAGCUACAUGGACCCAAUCUGUGACUUCCUCUAUCACAUUAAAUACAUGUACACUGGAGACAGCGUGAAGGAGCAGGUGGAGAAAAUCAUCAUGACUUUGCGUCCGGCCAUGAAGCUGCGACUGCGCUUCGUCACACACAGCAGCCUGACGGAGACUUCGUCAUCAGCUGCCGCCGCUGUCUCCGCUUCCUCGGCCUCCUCCUCCACCCCUCAGCCCCCCGCCUCCGCACUGUUAUUGUCCUCUGUCGCCGUCUCCUCGCCCUCCACACAGCACGCACACACACCUAUGUAGAUGAACACAAACACAGUUACAAUCACAAUGGACUUUUACAAACAUAACCACAUCUAGGGCUGCUCGACUAUGGCAAAAACGAUUACGAUUACUUUGGUCAAUACUAAGAUCACGAUUAUUUUACACAUCGAUUUUGGAAACAUGCAUUUAGAAAGAAAAUGUUGUCGGCCACAUUUUAAAGUUAAAUGCAUCCAUCUGGUGCACCUUGAGAGCUGAAUUAACAUUAAGAUCUACGAAGAACUUUGCGCUCUAGUAAAAAACGUUAUCAUAAACACAUCGGUUGUAUAGAUAUGAAUGGUGAUGACGCGGCAAAAAAGUCUUACACCCACAAAGCAUGGCAAACGAGACGGGGUCCAUGUUUGAAGACGGGUCAAGUGGGUUGCUGACAUCGCCACACUGUUGACAGUCACGCAGGGAGAGAGAGGGCACAGCGAGGUCCGGACGCUAGAUUACGAAUCCUCCGAAUGAGGGGUGCUGUAAAACGCCAACUUCCCCCUUAGGCCCCAGGAGGAUGAAAAGAGGAGAUGUCACGCGUCAUAUCUUUAGGAUACAACACAUGCGCAGUAAAAUCCGAUCUGCACUCGCCGAUAGCCAAUAGCAACGCACGACCGCAGCUCCAGUUACACUGCGCAGGUGUUAUACCCCAGAUCUCAAAACCGUGUCCAAGUCGACUUAGAGCCGGUAGCGCCGCACCACUACGGGGGACAUACACCCGGCAAGGGCCAGCCAGCGCACGAGGGAAUCCUCCCACACAAAGCGGUCAUUCCUGAAAGCACACCGCUGUAAAGGAAAGGGGAGCGCUGGAUUUAUAACAAAAGAGAGAAAAAGAGCAUCAUUGCGAAACAAUAAUCCUUUUAUGUCGAUUAUCUUGUUUUCGUAAUCGUUGGAAGCCAAAAAUCGCGUUUGAAAUUCGAUUAAUUGCACAGCCCUAACCACAUCACAGACCUAAACAUUUUGUUUCUGAGUUUUCAGUUCUUCACUUCUCCCAAAGUGAAAAAUCCCAGAUUUCAUAAUGAAUCACUUUGACAAAAGUCAGAGGUACUGAUUUAUUUAUCUCGGAAAUGAAGGAUCUCUAGCAAAACAUGUAGUGAAUUCUGAGAACAGGCAUCUCUAUUAACCCGCACAGUAACCGGCAGCUCAGCUCUGUGUAUCUGCUGCAUUCAGGAGGGUGACAAAGAUACAUUUCUUGUUAAUACCAUGGCUCUGUUUGUAGUCAAUUUUUAUAUUGUACAUAAUUAUCAGUUCAAUAAAAAAAGAUUUUGGUAAUCUG